Molecule: messenger RNA, 1406 nt
Organism: Quercus robur (English oak)
Lineage: Eukaryota; Viridiplantae; Streptophyta; Magnoliopsida; Fagales; Fagaceae
Product: cytochrome b561 and DOMON domain-containing protein At2g04850
Exons: 1
Coding region: 114-1313 (399 amino acids)
Source: RefSeq, a predicted model, not a curated record
UCACUCUCCUUCCCUCACAAAAAUAUCAUUACCAAACUCAUAAAUGUUAACAAAAGCAACCCACCCCAUUCAAGCCACUUCUACUCCUCACUACUCUUCUAGCUACAAUCACCAUGGUUUUCUUCCUCUUCCUCCUCCUCCUAUCCUCUAAUCUUCAUGUUGCAUUUUCUGCCCAUUGCACCACCACCACUGCCACCAAAACGUUCCAAAAAUGCACGACACUCCCUACCCACCAAGCCUCUAUAGCAUGGACCUUCCACCCCCACAAUGCCACUUUAGACCUUGUUUUCUUUGGUACCUUCAUUUCACCCUCAGGCUGGGUUGGAUGGGGCAUCAAUCCUAGUUCCCCUGAGAUGACCGGAACCCGUGCCUUAAUCGCCUUUCCAGACCCAAAUUCCGGCCAAAUUGUCCUACUGCCAUACAUCCUAGACCCAACUGUAAAGCUCCAAAAGAACCCACUCCUUUCUCGGCCCCUUGACAUCCACCUCCUCUCUUCCUCUGCCACCUUAUAUGGUGGCAAAAUGGCCACAGUUCACAAUGGUGCCACAAUCCAAAUCUAUGCCACAUUCAAACUUGUACCAAAUAAAACAAAGAUCAACCAUGUGUGGAACCGUGGACUCUAUGUCCAAGGCUACUCACCAACCAUUCAUCCCACUACCUCUAACGACCUUUCCUCCUUUGCCACUAUAGAUGUCCUCUCAGGCUCAGCUACUGCCCAACAUGACAACAUCAAAACACUCAAAACCGCGCAUGGUAUCAUAAAUGCAAUCUCAUGGGGCCUUAUAUUGCCUAUUGGAGCCGUGACAGCACGCUACCUUAGGCACAUUCAGGCACUAGGCCCUGCAUGGUUUUAUGCUCAUGCAGGCAUGCAAUUGUUUGCAUUUUUCCUAGGAACUGUUGGAUUUGCAAUUGGAAUUAGGCUUGGGGAGCUGUCACCUGGUGUGGAAUAUGGACUUCACAGGAAACUUGGGUUUGCAGCAUUUUGCUUAGGAGCGCUACAAACACUUGCACUAUUGUUUAGGCCUAAAACUACAAACAAGUUUAGGAAGUAUUGGAAAUCUUACCACCAUUUUGUUGGGUAUUCUUGUGUGAUUCUUGGGGUUGUGAAUGUUUUUCAAGGAUUUGAAGUAAUGGGAGCAGGCAGGUCUUAUGCUAAGUUAGGCUACUGUUUGGGCCUCUCUACCUUGCUUGGUGUGUGUAUAGCUUUGGAGGUAAAUUCUUGGGUCAUUUUCUGUAGGAAAUCGAAGGAAGAGAAGCUGAGGAGAGAAGGACUAAUUGGGGGAUCUGAUAAAGGGAGUGGAAUCCACAGUUGAGAUUACAGGUUAAAACAAUAUUGUUUCUUAGUGUUGCAAUAUUGCCCAUGUUUAUCCAAAUUUAUUCAAUACAGAGUUGGAAUUCUUGUUAAA